Metopolophium dirhodum (rose-grain aphid) is the source of this 2991-nucleotide messenger RNA. RefSeq lists its product as uncharacterized. Bases 1 to 2991 code for a protein of 996 amino acids. The transcript is spliced from 3 exons. The record is from RefSeq and is a predicted model, not a curated record. Lineage: Eukaryota; Metazoa; Arthropoda; Insecta; Hemiptera; Aphididae.
AUGGGUGGUUCGUCUUAUAUUACACUUCCAGAGGACAUAAAAAAUAAAAAAGCAAUUAUCAAUCCCCAAAACUCAGACCAACAGUGCUUCAAGUGGGCAAUCAUAGCGAGACACGUUUCGGGUAAUACCAAAAAUCAAGUGGCUGAAAAUUAUACAUCGCUCGAGGACAAAUAUAAUUUUUCUGGUUUAACAUUCCCAACACCUGUGAGGGAAAUAAAAACAUUUGAAAAAAAUAAUCCGAAAAUAUCAGUCAACGUUUAUGGAUUAAAAAAAGAAAAGAAUAAGAAACAUAUUGUUUAUCCACUUAAGGUUGCGGAUGAAGAAAAAAAAUAUCAUUUUGAUCUCUUACUAAUUACUGAUGGUAAUAAAAGCCACUACACCUACAUUUCUAACCUUUCGAGGCUUGUGAGAUCACAAAAAACAUUACACGCCGAAAAUGUUGUAUUUUGCAAACGAUGUUUUACCAGUUUUGACAAUAUACAUACAAAAUAUAAGUUAAAAGGUCAGGCGGGACUUGAACAACACAAGUUGAUAUGUAGAGCAAAUAAGCCAAUUCUGCCUAAGAUGCCUGAGCCCGGUACAUUGUUAGAGUUCGAUGGGUGGAGUAACACUGAAAGACAUCCGUUCGCGAUAUAUGCCGAUUUCGAGGCACUCCUUGUUAAAUGCGAAGAAAAAAAAGGCAAAAAAACAGCAGCUUUUCAAAAGCACGAGCCAAUGAGCUAUGGAGUUUUCGUAAAGGCUACAGAAAACGUUACGAUUGAUUUGCUUGAGAAAUAUGACAUACCAACAUCACCUAUUAUUUAUCGUGGAAGCGAGUCACAUCAGGAUGUAGCCAAGCGUUUCGUUAAUGAAGUAACAGAGAUCGCGAGAAGAGUUCAAGAUUUACUUAAAACAAAUAAACCCAUCAUAAUGACAGAAAAAGAGCAAAUAGCACAUGUAUCGAAAAGUACAUGCAAUCUAUGUGAAUGUAAUUUUUCUAUCAAAAACCAAAAGGUGGCAGAUCACUGCCAUCUAUCAGGGACAUUUAGGCAAACUUUAUGCAAUACUUGCAACCUGAAACUCCAAAAACCUAACUUUAUACCGUGCUUUCUACACAAUUUGUCUAAUUACGAUGCACAUUUCAUCGUAACCGAACUCGGAAAUGACACUAAAUCAAUCUCAGUAAUUCCAAACAGCGAAGAAAAAUACAUUUCAUUUUCAAAACACGUUACCAACAACUUUUCAAUUCGAUUCAUAGACUCUUGUCGAUUCAUGGCAUCAAAGUUAUCAACACUCGCAGAAAAUUUAUUAACACCAGGGUUCAAGAAGUUCAGAGAAACCGCAAAAGCAUUCGCACCCAGAGAUAUGGAUCUCGUCACACGUAAGGGUGUAUACCCUUACGAGUUUACCGAUAGUUGGGACAAGUUAGAAGAAACGAUUUUGCCUCGGAAAGAAGAUUUUUAUAGCACAUUAACGGAAGAACAUAUAGACGAUGAGGAAUACGAACACGCAGUCACAGUAUGGAACCAUUUCAAAUGCAAAACCCUAGGAGAAUAUAGCGAUUUGUAUCUAAAAAUUGACGUGCUGCUGUUGGCUGACGUGUUUGAAAAUUUCAGAGACAUGUGCAUUUCUACAUACAAUUUAGACCCUGUUUACUACUUUACAGCUCCAGGUUUUAGUUUUGACUGUAUGUUGAAAUAUACCAAAGUCAAACUAGAAUUACUCUCUGAUUUUGACACCCACUUAUUUUUCGAAAAUUCAAUCCGCGGCGGCCUCACACAAGCAAGUAUGAGGUACGCUAAAGCUAAUAAUGAAAAAACCCAAGAUUAUGACCCAACAAAGUCAAAAUCGUGGAUAGUUUACCAAGAUUGUAACAAUUUGUACGGGUGGGCAAUGUCACAGCACAUGCCAUACGGUGACUUUAAAUGGGUGGAGCCUAAGUUAGAUGGAUUAGAUGCUUUGACGCCGACGUCAGAUAUAGGCAGAGUGUAUGAGGUAGACAUAUCAUACCCUAAUGAACUCCAUGACUUACACAACGAUCUUUCAUUUUUACCUGAGAACAAAAUUCCUCCUGGUUCAAAAGUGAAAAAACUUAUGGCGACACUUCAUUCAAAAAAAAAUUACGUAAUCCAUUAUCGAAACCUGCAGCAAGCCAUAGCAAAUGGUUUAAUUGUAGAAAAAGUACACAGAGUUUUAGAGUUCAAACAAUCGGAUUGGCUUGCAAAAUACAUUAAAUUAAAUACCGAAAUGAGGAAGAACGCAAAGAAUGAAUUCGAAAAGGAUUUCUUCAAACUCUUAAACAAUGCAGUUUUUGGGAAAACUAUGGAAUCUUUACGGAAACGUUUUAAGAUGGAACUAGUUUCAUGUCCACAAAGAUUACAAAAACUAAUCAACAAGCAAACAUUUAAACAUUAUUUCGCAGUAUUAGAUAUCAGUAAAACCAUGAUGUACGAUUACCAUUUUAAUGUAAUGAAGGCGCAUUAUGGUGAUAAUAUCAACCUCAUGUAUACAGAUACAGAUUCACUGAUAUAUCACAUUAAGACUGACGAUUUUUACAAAGAUUUGAAGUGCAAUUCAAACUUACUUGACCGGAUGGAUACUUCAGAUUUACCGAUAGACCAUCCAUGCUACAUUUCCGAACGAAAGAAAAUUCCAGGAUUGUUCUCCGAUGAGGGAAAGGGACAGCUAAUUACCCAGUUUAUCGCGCUUCGAGCAAAGUCAUACGCUUACAUUUUGAACGACAAGGAGAAAAUUAAGGCAAAAGGCGUACGAGGGCACGUAGUUAAAAAUCACAUGACUUUCAAUGAUCAUUUCGAUUGCCUUUUCGCCGAUGACGAAAAAGAGAACUCUAAACUGUAUACUAGGGAAAAUGUAUCCAUCAGAUCAUUCAACCAUAAGAUACGAACAAUCAAAUCCAAAAAAUUAUGCUUCAACCGACAAGAUGAUAAGCGGAUAGCAAAGACCGAUAGAAUACAUACCUACGCUCAUGGACAUUUUAAACUCGAUUGUUAA